Messenger RNA from Eurytemora carolleeae, 743 nucleotides. RefSeq lists its product as uncharacterized. Lineage: Eukaryota; Metazoa; Arthropoda; Copepoda; Calanoida; Temoridae. The transcript is spliced from 2 exons. Bases 201 to 512 code for a protein of 103 amino acids. The record is from RefSeq and is a predicted model, not a curated record.
UUGAUCAGACUCCGACAUCAGUUGAUAUUUAACUCUGAUGCAAGAUACAUGUUUUUAUAAACCUAAUAAGUUGAUCAGUUGAGGUUUAACUCUAAUAUAGGAUACAUCCCUAAAUAUCUAUAUAUAAUCUAUACUAUACCAUCUCACCAGAGCGAAAGAUAUUUCAAUCCCCGCAGUAAAUUCUCUAAAGCAUCUAGAGAAUGAGUGGAAAUACAGGAGAAGAUAAUCCUACAGCUUUAGACACUGUGCAUAAACUUAUUGGAAAAUUGGAACAUCUGAAGGAAAUCAUCGGUACUAAUUCUAAUCAAAGGUUUGAGAGCUCCCAACAGGAGAACCUAGAGUACCAGGAGUUUGCAGGAGAUACGUCAUACGCUUUCCUCAUCAGCUUCAUCAUCAUCGCCCUCCUCGCUCUCCUCGGGUUCUUCUUCAAGAAAAAGAUCAUCUCCUGCCUCGACAACAUCAAAGAGACGGAUAGGGAGGACAGAGGAAGGAUCUUUGUUGAGAGGGCUUAAUCAUGACGCAAAAUUUUAGCUUUUAUGACGCAUUUGCGUCAUUGUGGUCUAAAACCAUACAUGCUUGAGGGCGACUGAUCUGUUAUGUUUAUGACGAAGUGCUUUUACUGAUUCUAACACUGAAGCCAUUUUAGAGGUUAAGUUUCCUGAUAAGUCAAAUAUUUUGUUUUUAAAUACUUUUGUUGCAUUUUUGUGGUAUAUUGUAUAUUUGCAGGUUUAAAUAAGUUGAUA